AUGCGGCUGUCAUUGCUCAUAUUAGCACUAUUUUCGAGUUGUUGUUGUGCCUUUAAGAUUCUUGUGUGUAUUCCGAUGUUUGGUUAUAGUCAUGUUCAGACGAUGGGUCGAUUAGCCGAUAUUUUGGUAGAGCAGGGGCAUGAGGUGGUGAGUUGGCAACUGCGAUUUCUAGGGUUGGAACCUUGACAUACACAUUCUCAAGACGCGGCUCCUUGUCAGAGUGAAUCUCUAGGCUUGGACCCUUGGUGUAGACACUCUAAAGGCGCGGCUAUUUGAGAUACCGGUUCUCUAGACGCGGAUACUUGAGAACUAGGCUAUCUCGGCUCGAACUCUUAUACAUUCUCAAGGUGCGCAGCCUUGACAUAGUGGAUCUGUAGAUGCCUGCCCUAGACAAUUAGGCUCUCUAGGCUCGGCUACUUGACAACAGGGAUUUCUAGGCGCGGCUCCUUCACAGUGAUGAUAUUCAGAUUCUAGCUCUAGACAACUAGGCUCUCUAGGCGCGGCUACUUGACAUUUUUCAUAGUUUUUUGUCCAAAAACUUUCCAAUCACAUGUUGUUUCGGUUCAUCAAAUUCUCUAAUUAGUUUUCAAAAAUAAUCCAAAUGACCUUCCAUCAAAUUUGCAACGAUGACAAUUUUUUGUACCUGACUAUAGACUAUAAAAUAUAAAAAUUUUUUGAAAAUAUAGUCUAAUUUUUGUACAAUUGUCAUCGAGCAUUAAAAAUGUACAAAAAAUUCGAACAAAAAUUUUUUAUUCAUUAAAAAAAAAUUUCAAUUUCGUACAUUUUGUACAUUUUUGGGAUUGCUUGAAAAUUUCACAUUUUUUUCUUUUUUUUUAAUUAAUUCAAGUCGAAAAAAAAUAAUAAAAAACGUUUUUUUACAAAAAAAAUUUUGAAUUAAAAAAAACAAUUUUACAAAUUAAAAAAAAAUUUUAAAUAUAAAAAAAAACAAAAAAAGUUUUUUUUUAAUUUUUUUUUCAACUUGAAUCACCCCAUUAUAGACCUUCCUAAUGCCAAUUGCCAACGAGGCAGCUGGUAAUGGCACAAAGUUAGCGAAAGUCGUGUUAGUUCCACCGAAUGAAGAAGUUGUUGCAUUCAACAAAGAAGCAGCUAAGAGUGGAGUUGUUGCUCAAUUAUGGACACAUUCUGCAAAUUCAAAACAAGGAAUUAUGUGGUCAACUGAUUUUAUUGGAAUCACAUCGUAUUUGAAUACAAAACUAAUGUUGAAUGAUGCAAAAUUGAUUGAUUCGAUGAAAAAUGAGAAGUUUGAUAUUGGCCUAACGGAAUUGUUUGAUUUCAGUGGUGUCGCGUUUUUUCACGCGAUCGAUUUGAAGAAUGUGAUUGGUGUGCAUACAACUAGUGUAUUUGAGGGAACUCUUCUCGCCACUGGUGCUCCGAUUCUUCCCUCAUUUGUUCCCGGAUCGCAAACUUUUACCGAUGACUCCGGAUCGAUUUUAUCCAGGGUGUACAAUAUCUAUAUGACAUAUUGGUCUUACAAAUUUCAGGAUAAAUUGUUGGGUUAUGUUCAGAAGGCGGUGGAUGAGCAUUUUGGGAAGAAACUGGCGCCAAAUCUAUGGGUGAGUUAUGACGUGACAACUUUUAAUAUGAGUAAUGCAUAUGAGCUAUGACGUGGCGAAUUUGGAAUAUUUUCAACAAAUUUUUGAUAUGAGCAAUGCUGGAAUUUUGAAACACUGUAAAUUCAUAUUAUUCGAAAUACGAAAAAUUCUAAUCUGAGCAAUGGUUUUUGGGCGUUGCUCAUGUUUGCAAGCUAGAAGCUUGCUUUAGGCUCAAUAUAAGAUUUCUUUUAGGCUUAGGCGUAGCCAAUACCUUAGGCUUAGGCUUAGCCAAUACCUUAGGCUUAAUGAAGAUUCUAGGCUUAGGCUUAGGCAAGAUCUUAGGCUUAGGCUUAGCCAAUACCUUAGGCUUAAUCAAGAUUCUUCUAGGCUUAGGCUUAGGCUUAGCCAAGAUCUUAGGCUUAAUUAGGCCGUGUUAGGCUUAGACUUAAAUAUAUUUAAGAUCUAAUGCUUAGGCUUAGCUAAAAUCUUAGGCUUAGGCUUAGCUAGUACCUUAGGCUUUAAUAAGAUCUGAGGCCUAGGCUUAGGCAAGAUCUUAGACUUAGGCUUAGCCAAUACCUUAGGCUUAACGAAGAUGCUAAGCUUAGGCUUAGUCGGUACCUUAGGCUCCUCAAAAACCUGUAUCUCUUCAGGACCUCGUGUCCGACAUCACAUGGUUCUUCGUGAAUUCCGAUCCAAUCUUCGACUUUCCCAAACCAAUUCCUCACAACAUUGUUGAAAUCGCCGGAAUUUCUGUGUCAAAAACGAAACCACUCGACGAUUAUUGGAAUUCUGUCAUGAACAGAAGACAAAAGACGGUGCUUGUCUCAUUCGGCUCAAUUGCAUCGCCGAAUACAAUGCCCGAAAAUGUCAAGAGCUCGAUUUUCGACACGUUCCGCGCUUUUCCAGAUGUUACGUUUGUGUUGAAGUUUGAUGAUUCGCAAAAUCCGAUUGGUAUUGAGAAUGUGGUGACUGCCAAGUGGAUGCCACAAAAUGAUUUGUUAGGUGAGCAGCGCAUUUUUAUAGGCGACAUUUUUGGCUGCAUGAAAAACGAGCCGCAUGGCCGAGUGGAUAGCACAUGUGCCGAGCGUGCGCGCCGGUUUUGCAGGGUUCGACCCACACCCGGCGCAUAACUUUUUUUCUUUUUUUUUCAGCUGAUCCACGUUUAUCAUUAUUCUGGACACAUGGUGGAAUGGGAAGUUUGAUGGAGAGUGCACAGAAAGGUGUUCCUUUGGUUAUAGUUCCAAUUUUCGGAGAUCAAAUGAGAAAUGCGGAAAUUGCGAAAAGGCAUGGAGCAGGUAAGAUUUUUUUAAUGGAAAAAAACUCAUUUUUAAGAAGAAAUCUGAUUUUUCUAUAUUUCCAGCCGUGAUCUACGAUAAAAUGGACCUCGCAAAAACGCCAAAACUAAUCGCAACAAUUCGCGAAGCCUUGGAAAACCCCAGCUACAAACAAUCAGCGGUGCUACUCGCCGAAAUCCUUGCCACCGAAAGAGUCUCGCCGCAGGAGAAAAUUCGUGACGUCAUCAAUUUCGCCGGUAAAUUCGGACCGCAAAAACGAUGGACUUCCGCGUCGAAAUCGUUCACCCUGUCGAAAUAUUUCAAUAUUGAUUUAGUUGUUUAUGGAGUUAUCCUAACUUGUAUGUUUGUGAUUAGUUUGUUGAUUUUUGUUAGGUGGAUUUUUGCACAGAUUUUUUCUGUUAAACCAAAAAAUGAGUAA
Messenger RNA from Caenorhabditis angaria, 3266 nucleotides. The record is from the annotation of a GenBank genome assembly. NCBI's taxonomy places the organism in Eukaryota, Metazoa, Nematoda, Chromadorea, Rhabditida, Rhabditidae.